AUGAGUAAAUUACUUCGUGAUAUCUCACUUGAGGUAAAGAAAGCAGUGAAGAUGGAACUGGCUUCUGUGAACGAAUCGUUAAGCUCAUGGUGUAUAAAAAUGGAUACUAUAAAUGCUACACUGGAAAUCCUAACUGAGAAAGUGAAAGACUUGGAGAAGAAAAACAUGUACUUGACAAAUCAAAAUACCCACUUGGAAUUAAAAGUUAAUGCUAUGGAACAACAAAUCAGAAAUAUGGAACAAAAACAGUUGGAUAAUGUACUGGAAAUAACAGGAAUUCCCGAAAAUAAGGACGAGAACUUGGAAAAACUUUCAAGUAAACUAGCCUCGAAACUAAAAGUAGAGAAACGUCAAGCGUCAAUGGUGAAAAGACUGAAAGGCAGGGAUGGUAAAGAAGGUGUGAUCCAGGUAGUAUUACAACAAAAGGAGCAGGUCGACCAGUGGAUCCGCGCUGCACGAACGGAAACAAUUGCUUUGGAAGAUAUAACUCCAAAUGCCCCUAAUCCUGAAGUAGCCAAGAGAAGAGUGUUACUUCGGCGUGCACUAACCAAAGCAAAUAAAACACUUCUGUGGCAAGCUAAACAAACCUUGAAGGAAACUUACAAAUAUAUUUGGUUCCAGGGUGGUAAAGUUUUGGCUCGUAAAUUUGAUAAUGACAAGCCCGUUAUCAUAAGAAGCUCAUGUGAUAUUGAUAAGUUGUCUUCUCAAAAAUAUCGAUAG
Parnassius apollo (apollo) is the source of this 720-nucleotide messenger RNA. NCBI's taxonomy places the organism in Eukaryota, Metazoa, Arthropoda, Insecta, Lepidoptera, Papilionidae. The record is from the annotation of a GenBank genome assembly.